Molecule: messenger RNA, 671 nt
Organism: Colias croceus (clouded yellow)
Lineage: Eukaryota; Metazoa; Arthropoda; Insecta; Lepidoptera; Pieridae
Product: cytochrome c oxidase assembly protein COX19
Exons: 2
Coding region: 282-554 (90 amino acids)
Biological process (GO): mitochondrial respiratory chain complex IV assembly
Cellular component (GO): mitochondrial intermembrane space
Source: RefSeq, a predicted model, not a curated record
UUUGACAGUUUAAACGUCAAAAUCGUUGAAAAUUGUUAUCAAGGGCUCGAUAAUUUUCAUUAGGUAAAAAAAUAUUCUCUAAUGAACAUUCCUAAUAUCUUUGACCGUACUUCAAGCUCAGUAUUUAAGGCAAAUUCUCAGUGAGUAGAAAAAUAAAUCUAUUGGUAUUACAAUUAAUUAUGGUUAAAUAAGGAUUCGUUUGAAAUCAGAUCAUCAUCAAGACUAGUUUAGAUCUUCUUCAUUUUAUUCAAGCUGUUAAAGUCGGUUAUUCUCUCAUCAAGAUGUCGACUGCUAUGACUUUUGGGCAGAAGCAAUUCAUACCAACCCCACCAGAAAAAGGAAGUUUCCCACUUGAUCAUGAAGGAGUAUGUAAGAAGAGCAUGAUGCGGUAUCUUAAUUGUUUAUACGAUAAUAAUAGUAACAAUUCCUUAUGUCGUUCAGAGGCUAAAGAAUAUUUGGCAUGCAGAAUGGAAAAUAACUUAAUGGCAAAAGAAAAAUGGUCAAAGUUAGGAUUUCCUGAAAGCAAUGACCAAAUAGAAGAAGAGAAGAAAUAGAAGUUGUUAUGUGGCUAUAGUAGUAAAGGGACUUGAGAAGUGUUGUGAUUGUUAUUUAAUAAUGAUUUAAAUAUAAUUAUAUAAUAUAGGUAGUGAAUUAAUAAAUUUUUUACAGCA